Molecule: messenger RNA, 1960 nt
Organism: Bactrocera latifrons
Lineage: Eukaryota; Metazoa; Arthropoda; Insecta; Diptera; Tephritidae
Exons: 7
Coding region: 330-1808 (492 amino acids)
Source: RefSeq, a predicted model, not a curated record
UAAUGUAUGUAUACAUUACAAAGAUGAGUUAUACAUAUAGUAUGUGCUUGAAAUAAGAAUGGAUUAUAUAAGAGCCCAGUUGGAAGGCAACUUCUAAAUAUCAAUACCAAAAACAAACAAGCGACAACUACUGCCAACAGGUGCGCGAACAAAAAUUCUGCCCGAAGGAACAAAAUGACGAAAAUGCUCAGUUUUCAAAAUGUUUGCAAUUUCAUCGCUUGCAAGCUUCACUGAUGAGAAUAAAACACUAACGCCCAUCAACAUUCUCAAAUCGCACAGAGCCAAAAGCAAUAAAUAACUUCUUAGGAUUUAACCUAUAUGGUGUCAUAAUGGACGACAUCAUUUUUCAGAGGCCUAAUCCAAAUUCCGUAUACGUGCUCAAUUCUAAUUACCGAUAUUAUGGGAACUUUGCCCGCCUAAAUUUGAUCGAUCCUAAUGACGUGAGCAGUAAAAACCAGUCAUAUUGUCUACAAUCAUCGAGUUCUGGCCAUCGCAGUUGUUCUGCGGCUACUCGACCAACGCAGUAUAAACUGCGUCAUUUUGGAAAGUUUUGUGACGUUCCGGAAGCAAUCGGAAAUCCAGUAACGACAGCACCUGCCACAACAAUAAAUCCACCCGCAACGACAUGCUUGGCAUCGACGGAUGUAUUUCAAAAAUUCUUCAAUUGCAGUUAUGUAAUAAAUGCCGGUGGUUGUGACAGCCUUCAUUCACUGCAUACCAAUUGCUAUUGCGGAAGAGCAGCUGGUGCAUGCACAGAUACGAACUCGAUGCAAAAUACUUGCAAAAACAAACCUAAUAACAACAAUAAGAAAAAGAAUAUUAAUUUAAAACCUUCCCUAAUCGCAAAAAAAACGAAAUUCCGAAAAUUCAUUGAGGAAGAAAAAUGGAAGACCGGCGACGAAUGCAUCAUGGAAAACGAAUACCAAAAUAACCACAAUGUUCGUGUCGUAUUUACCGGUUCCAGUACACCUACUGAAUUCCGUACCAACUCAAGUGUUAAGGAAUCAAAUACCGCUGAGUCAACUACAUUAACCGCUUCAAUGGCCGCAAUGGCAACUUGUGGGCCAUUGAACAACAUCGUCAAGCAUUACUGGAAUGGAAAAAUGGAGCCAAAUGCAACGGGUAGCGGGAGAAAGAAACAUCAGCAGCAGAACCAAUCGAAUAAUUGGAGCGGAAGUAGUGAUAGCAACAAUCAACAACACCAAGCCCCACAACAACUAGAGGUGUUGAAGUCAACCCACCAACAAAAAACCAAUUACGAGCUUAACAAGGAAGCAGCCGAUCUGCUUGGAUUGCCUUGCACACUUUGUGAUAACUGCCGAUGCCUCGAAUGUCAGAGCAGCUACUUCGAUUGCGAUGAUUCGGACAGCCUCUCUGAAGUGUCUGACUCAGAUGAGUACGAUGAGGACACAACGAACGAACUUAACAACUCGGUUGAGCUAGUAAUGUAUACUAAUUGCUACAGUGAUAAUUCGAUGACUGGCAAUGGAAUAUCGACAAUACAGCAACGACAACAGCAAAAAGGAUCUAGUUGUUUCCAGGAGCGACGACAGCCCAGUUUCACUUGCCCUGAUAUAAAUUGCAAUGCAAGAGAAUUCGGUGGUGUUGAUCAAGAUAGUUACAACUUGGUUGCCAGAGGCGGCGAUGAAGCUGGUAAUGGCAUUGAGCGAAUAGACAUCGUCAAUCAAAGUGUACUACCCUCAGAACAGUGCAAUGAGCUAGAAAAUUGUUCGAGUUUCAAUGGGCUUAGUUUAAGAGAUGCCAAUACUGAGAUUCACUUAGACACGGGAAGUGAAAGCCGAGAAUAGAAGAACUGUUGUUGAAACGUUGGAGAGAUAUAAUCAAAUGUGGACUACAACCCGAUAACAACAAAUUGUCGGUCAAUAGUGUUUUCAGCCCAAAUGUGUUUUAUUAUUAUACCCUGAACAGGGUAUAUUAAGUUUGUCACGAAGUUUGUAUC